Molecule: messenger RNA, 834 nt
Organism: Culicoides brevitarsis
Lineage: Eukaryota; Metazoa; Arthropoda; Insecta; Diptera; Ceratopogonidae
Gene: Cpr11A
Product: larval cuticle protein LCP-17
Exons: 5
Coding region: 61-612 (183 amino acids)
Cellular component (GO): chitin-based extracellular matrix
Molecular function (GO): structural constituent of chitin-based larval cuticle
Source: RefSeq, a predicted model, not a curated record
UAUCAGUGAACCUUUUUAGUGUAUUUUUUUAAACUUUGGACUUAACUUAACUUAAACGAAAUGAAAGCUAUUGCGGGAUUUUGUGUGUUUCUGGCUCUGUGUAAUUAUGUUACUGCUCGAACAGUGGUUAUAAAAUCAGCUCCAGAUCCAAAUGAACCUUUAUUCGAGAAUGAAAACUUCAUCUUUUCAAAAGACAUAAAAGACAACAAAGCUCCUACAAUUUACACUGGAGAUGUAAUGCAAGCAAAAACAAAGGAGUCGUUAAACACGAGAACAAAGGACAAGGCACAUUAUGCCUAUGGAACAGCAAACGGAAUCGAAGUUGAAUCAGUUGGCAAAGUAAAAGAAACUGGUGAUGGUAAGAAAGCUUUUAUUGUGAGUGGAUCAUAUUCCUACACAGGUGCCGAUGGAAAGCGUUAUCGUGUCAGAUACACAGCUGAUGAAUUUGGAUAUCACCCAAAAACUGAAUUGGAACUCGAUUUCCCAGAUCCAGAUAGCAACAAUCGCCAAGCUCGUGGACAAGUAGAUAAGCCAAAAACUACUCCAUCUAAAGCUUAUUUACCACCUGUUCCAACAAAACCAAGUCUGAAAUAUUUGCCGAUCAAAGUUUAAUACAAUUUAACGGAUUUAAUGUGACACAAAACUUUCAGAAAGAAAAGCAAUAUUAUUAAGUUACUAGUCGCUUCCAUUCUAAAAAAUAGUAGCUAUCUCAACAUCUUAUUUGUUCAUCACGCUACUAAGCUAAAAAAUUGCUACUAAACCACUGAGACAAAAUAUUCCUGCUUUAGAAUGUAAGAGAUUUCGAUUGUAUUUUAAUAGAUGUAAGAAAAUUUU